Girardinichthys multiradiatus is the source of this 5633-nucleotide messenger RNA. RefSeq names its product lamin B2 (gene lmnb2). The coding region runs from base 203 to 1942 and encodes 579 amino acids. The transcript is spliced from 13 exons. The record is from RefSeq and is a predicted model, not a curated record. NCBI's taxonomy places the organism in Eukaryota, Metazoa, Chordata, Actinopteri, Cyprinodontiformes, Goodeidae.
UUUUGGCGCGGUGUCGGCCAUCUUGGAAUCACAUCACUAGGUGGAAUAAGGCUUUCCUGUUUCAUGCUGCCGCAGCUCAUUGAUUACAUUCUGUCCGUUAAUUUAGAAGAAAGGCUGCCUUGAUUAAAAUUCAAACCACCAGACAACACUUGGUUAUCUGUUUUUUUAACUUCGUAGUGAAGCAAAAUCAGGAUUGCUCGUAAUGGCGACUGUUCGCGUUACUCCAAGCCGAGAAGCUGGUCGGCCAGCGGCCUCCACGCCUCUCUCCCCCGCCAGGAUAUCCCGCUUACAAGAGAAGCAGGAUCUGCAGCAUCUGAACGACCGGCUGGCUGUUUAUAUUGACCGUGUUCGAUCCCUGGAGCUGGAAAACGAUCGGCUGAUGGUCAAAGUGUCUGAGAAGGAAGAAGUUACUACAAGAGAGGUAACAGGCUUAAAGGCUCUGUAUGAGGCAGAGUUAGCUGAUGCUCGGCGGGUUUUGGAUGAAACGGCUAAAGACAGAGCCAGGCUUCAGAUUGAUCUUGGGAAGGUCCAAGUUGAACUGGAUGAAGCUACUCGAAGUGCCAAAAAAAAGGAUAGUGAUCUUGCUGCUGCAUUGUCAAGGGCCAAUGGAUUGGAAGGGCAGCUGAAUAAGAGUGAAGCAGCUCUUUCCACAGCUCUAAGCCAGAACACUGCACUCACUUCAGAACUUGCUGAUGUAAAGAACCAGCUGGCCAAGGCUGAAGACGGCCAUGCUGUGGCCAAGCGACAGCUGGAGGCUGAAACCCUCAUGCGUGUGGACCUGGAGAAUCGCUGUCAGUCACUCAGUGAAGACCUGGAAUUCAGAAAGAACAUAUUUGAGGAGGAGAUGCGAGAGAGUCGCCACCGACAGGAGCAAAGAAUCGUUGAGGUGGAUUCUGGAGUCAGACAGGACUAUGAGUCCAAACUGGCACUGGCUCUACAGGACCUAAGGAGGCAGCAUGAUGAGCAGGUGUCUCUUUAUAAGGAGGAACUGGAGCAAACAUUUCAGGCUAAGCUGGAUAAUGCCAAAGUAUCAUCUGAGAUUAAUGACAAGGCAAUGGGCGCAGCACGGGAGGAGCUGCAGGAGUGUCGUAUGAGAAUGGAGGGCCUUGGUUAUCAACUAAGUGCUCUGCAAAAACAGGUGACUGCAUCCGAAGACCGGAUCAGGGAGCUUGAAGACAUUUUAUCAGCAGAGCGAGACAAGCACCGUCGUGCCAUUGAAGGAAAGGAGCAAGAGAUGGCUGAGCUGAGAGACCGGAUGAAUGCACAGCUCAGUGAAUACCAGGAGUUGCUGGAUGUGAAGCUUGCUCUGGAUAUGGAGAUCAAUGCAUACAGAAAGCUGCUGGAGGGAGAAGAGCACAGACUGAAACUGUCUCCAAGCCCAUCCCCUCAAGUGAUGGUUUCCAGAGUAUCAGGAUCCUCCUCUACCCGUUCUUCCAAGAGGAAGAGAGCUGAAGUGGAGUCUCAGGAUUUGUCAAAGAUGGGGAAAGGAGAAGAACAGCUGUUGGUGUCAGAGGAAGCCACAGCUAAUGGAGCUGUCACCAUAUCACCCACUGACAUGGAUGGGAAUGCAGUCACACUGAACAAUGAGAGUGAACAGGACCAGCCUUUGGGCAACUGGAGACUGAAGAGACGGGUUGAUGAUGGAGAGGAGGUCAUCUUCAAGUUCUCUCCCAAAUUUGUUCUUAAGGCUGGACAGUCAGUGACGGUUUGGUCUGCUAAUGCUGGUGUAUCACACAGCCCACCUUCUGACUUGCUUUGGAAGAGCCAAGCUUCCUGGGGAACAGGAAGCGUCAUGGUUACCUCUCUGAACAAUGUCGACGGCGAGGAGGUCGCCAGGAGAAGCGUAACCAAGACUCAGAUGGAGGUUGAAAACGGGGAGGGGGAUGAAGAAGACAUGGCUCAGAAGGGCAAAGUGUCAUCGAGAGAGUGCACCAUCAUGUGAAGCCCUCUGGUUAUUUUUAAGUUUUUGAGCUACUUUCUCUAUUUUCAGUUUUUUAAAUGUGUUUUUUUUUUUAUUGAGAGACACUCGGGUGAUUUGAUCUGUUGUUCAUCAUCUGGUGUCUUUGUUGUUAAAGAAAAUCUUCCUCCUUAUGAAUAUGGGACAUCUUUUCCUCUGAAUAUAAAUAGUAAUAUGAGUGGAGCCAAAAAUCAAGUGGUGUUUCAGCUGAACGUCCCCACAUUAAUAUGGUAAAUGAGUGAAUGGAUGCUUUCAUUGGUUCUCCUUUGCUCCUCUACAACUGACACCGUGGUUGACACCUUCAAGACAAGCUAAGCACAGUUUUCUCUCCACUGCUUUCCUUUGAAAACCAGACCCCUCUCUAUCAGACAUCCUAGACAUUAGUUACCAGCCAGAAACACUUCUGUGGAUGUUAUGGUUUUCACCUGCAGACAUUACUUUAACUGCUGUCAGUUUCUGAGCAGAACUGGUCCAUCCCACUGAAUUUUAUCUGUAUUUUUCUGUCACUUUUUUUUUUUUUUUUUUUAUAUACAUAGGCUCAUUAGAUGAUCACUAAAUUCAUCAUCAACAUUUGUGUAUGGAAAUGUUUGAGUUUAAGAUUUUCUAUCUCAAUACUAAAGUGUGUAAACCAAUUUUAGCUGUUGAUAAAUGUAGAUCUGUCUGGAAUGUAUUUGCUGCCAUUGACUGGUUUGCUGUGUCGAUCUUGAUUGGCUACGUAAGAGCACGUAAAACACUAGAAGGUAAGCUUGCCAGCCCCCAGUACAGGAACAAUGUGUCCCAGUACAACAGCCAGACAUUCACAGGAUUUGGAUUCAAAAUUGUACUUUAUUAUUAUUUUUUUUUUAGACAAAUAGUAUAUUUUUUAAUAAUUUUAUAUUUUAAAUAUACAUAUUUAAAUAUUAUUAUUAUUUUCAAUUUUGGCAAAUUAAACUUUUUAGUGCAGUUCCUACCAGGACAAGCGAUGAAAGCAAAUACAAAUUUAGUACAUAUUUUCAAAGUGUGGUUCAUUUUAGGUCCUCUAGUCGACUAACAAGAUCAUGGGUGCUUUGAAGAUUUGCUUACUGAAUUUAGAUUUUAGGCUAAAGACGGAGAGCUCAACAUGCACGUUGAGCAGGAUCUGACCAUAUGUGAAUACUUUUUAUCCUAUACCAGAAUUUCACACUUCUCCUGUAAGCGACAAAAUAUGGAUCUGGGAAGGUCAGUAGGUAAAGUUUAUAGCCGUACGUCCAGGUAGGGAGAGCUACUGCUAGGGCCUCUGCUUCAGUUUGAAAACAACGGUACAGUGAUUGUCCCUUAGGAAGGCCUCCAACCUGCAGCCAUUUUUACUGCUGUCUUUCCUGUUGACUUCUCUACCUCAGAUAGGUGUUUCCCCUGACCUGCAAUCCUCCAAGCACUGGAGGCUCUUCAGUUUUAGCAGAUGGUGCACAUUGAUCUGCUUGAUGCAAGGCUUGAAUUGCUGACCUUGAACAUUUUAAAGCCUUUUAAUAUACGAAUCACUAUGCUUUUGAACUGGGAGGGAUUGUGUUCCUGUAAGUAUGCUUUCCCACUGCUGCACAUUCUCUCAAAACGUAGGGCAGCACAGUACGGCACAGCCUCUUUCUAAUAGAGGUGGCGGCUAUGAUGGCCCAUGGACACUAAGAGCCUUCAGACGUUCUGAGAAAGUCUUAUUCACCUUUAACCCUUGCUUUGGACACAUAUUUUGAUGACCUAGGUUUGUCUUUACAGACUGUCCCAAAUUUCUUCAACAUGUAGCUAAUUCUGCAUGGAAUACGGACCCAGUAUUAAGAUAUUCAUCAAGGAUUUCAUUCCAAAGGGCAAACACCUUCCCGGCUUCGUUGGUAACCCACCAUCUUAUGCUAAGCUGCAUCCAGAUCGCAUUCACAGUGCUUCACUUUGUCCACAUUUAUUUCAGUGCAAACUGAUUUAAAUUAAUAAUGUCCCACAUCUGACAGUGCUUGUCAGCACAAACCAAGCACGAAGUCAGUCUGUAGUUCCGAGACCGGAUUGUCUCAAGGCACAAAUCUGGGAAUCCACUAAUCAGGCAUUUAUGGUAGGUUGGGUCGGAUGGAAGCCACUCCUUCACAAGUUGCAUGGCAGCCCACCUGGAGUUUGUCAAAAGGCACCUGAAGGACACUUGGACAAUGUAAAAUAGAUUUCUCUGGUGGGCAUGAAUGCUAGGUCUUUGGAUGAAACCAGGCACCAUUCAUGUGCCAUCCCAAUACAAUUUUUUAGCAGUAGGAAAUGGGAGACUAUUCAGGAUGGGGAGAAAGAUGACAGCAGAAUUGGCAGAGACAUUCUGGACAACAACCUCAAUCUGGAGCGAUAGUUCUUCUUUUGGCAGAACUCUGCCCAAGCAUCCAGCCAAGAUAUCAAGGGUGUGACUUCAGGACACUUAUUUGAAUGUCCUUGAGUGGCCGAGUCUUGGUCGGAUUGUUUAUUUCUGAAAAGAUCUGAAAAUGACUGUGUGCCAGUUUCCCAUCCAACCUGAUAGAGAUUGAGAGGUUUUGCAAAAAACAAUGGACCAAACUGUCCAAAGAUAGGUGGGCCAAGCUUCUUGGUUUUUAAAAUAUCAGCGAAAAUCUCAACAUUUUUUCACAUUGUCAUUAUGGGGUGUGUGUUUAGAGCUUUAAAUAAAAACUAAAUUGAAUCCAUUAUGGGACACAACUGGAGAAAAGGGAAGCACUGAUUACUUUCUGGGUGGACUGGAAAUGCUGUAUUCAGCUGAGAUGAAACGACCAGGUAUGACGAACGAUUCCUUCUAGGGUCCUCCAUUUGAUACUUCAGACAUUGAUUGAGAGCACUUUGACUUUCUCCCAUGGAUGUUCAGAAUAAAUCGUGUUUUGUGAAUUGUCUUAAUGAUUGAUGAGCUGUUUAAAUAGUUUAAGGCCUUUCUGUAAGGGAAUGUCCCUGUUUCUGAGAGCCAAGUGAAUCAUGUUGGUCUUAAUUGCUACUCAAACCUGCUUGGUUUGAGAUGUACCAAAGUAGCAGCUGGCUUUUUGCCACCAAACAGCACCAGUCCCCUGCCAUGAUGGGCCCCUUACACAGGAAGUAGUGUGCUUGUAGGCCAGGGAAAGCAACACUCAUGAUGAAGUGAUUUAGGUGAUCAUCUAAUAAUUGGCUUCCCAUACAACCUUAUCUAUAUUGUUUUCUGUAGUACAUUAUACAUUUUUGAUUUAGUUAGAGGUUCUUUAGUAACUUGCUUGUUUUUGUAUGCCGUGAUUUAUAAUUCUAGUUUUUUUCUUAAUUUUCAAGUUUGCGAUUUUGUAAUCACUGUGUUGACGUUUGCAUUUAUUAUGGGAUUGGGGUUUUUGUGGCGGGUACAUUAGAGUACUAGUUGGUCAUUGUUUAUAUAAAGUAGUUCCUGAACACGGAACCACAGUGUUUGACUUGGACUGAGUGUUGCUUCGAUAUGAAAACCAUCCUGAUCUCAGAAGAACAUCAGCUUAUCAGUAGAGUAAAUGGACACCAUCUGACUGCUUCACAUAUUGGAUUGUCUGUUCGACGACUUCAGAUUGACUGUUUUACGUUAGAUGACUUGAUUUUGUGAAGAUUUUUUUCUAGUCCAAAAUUUUAACCGGCACUUGUCUUUCAUGUGGGGAUAUGACAUGCCAACAUGUCAGUUCUUUCAUCCAUAAUGACCUACUUUUUGUACAUGCAAUAAAGAUUUUACACUUAA